Didymodactylos carnosus is the source of this 384-nucleotide messenger RNA. The record is from the annotation of a GenBank genome assembly. NCBI's taxonomy places the organism in Eukaryota, Metazoa, Rotifera, Eurotatoria, Philodinida, Philodinidae.
AUGAAUAAAUUCAUUUGUUUGACAGCUAUUUUAUUUGUUGCUAUUGGUGUAUGUCACGGCUGGCCAUUUGUUCCACCAACAAUACCAAAUGUAUUGGGUGGUUUUAUUGAACAACCAGACUUAACGACUGAUAAUUUAAUUAUAUCGUUAACCAUUUGGGCCGCUCGUCAAUUGGAAGAAGCACAAAAUCUUAUAUUAAAAAAUAUAAAUGUGAUUAAAGUUGAAACACAAGUUGUUUCUGGCGUAAAUUAUAAAAUUCGUUUUGAAACUACACCAGUUCUACCAGAUGGAACAGCAGCACGAACAAUACAAUGUGACGCGAUCAUUUAUUUGCCAUUAAAUGGAGAACAACGUUUACUGGAAGGUCAAUGUCAAACAAGUUAA